Metarhizium acridum CQMa 102 is the source of this 987-nucleotide messenger RNA. RefSeq lists its product as uncharacterized. The record is from RefSeq and is a predicted model, not a curated record. NCBI's taxonomy places the organism in Eukaryota, Fungi, Ascomycota, Sordariomycetes, Hypocreales, Clavicipitaceae.
AUGGCGCCAAAACAGACGCGACUGUUGUCUUCCUCUCUUCUUCUCGUCCUUCUAGCCAUCCUUGUCCCGGGGUCGCUCUCAUUUAGCAGCAACUUCGCAUUCUACGCAGUGGACGCGCAACCUUGUCUAUACAGCGCCUCCGAUGCAUCCAAAUGCACUGGUACUGACGCACAGGACCUAAACAGUUGUCUUUGCAAUAAUGGCGGCGGCUUCAUCACCAAAGCGGCCCAAUGUCUUGGUCAGAACGGUAUACAAUAUUUGGGGAAGGUGUAUGACACCAUGGAGGAUGCCUGUUCAACCUCUCAGACGCCAAUAUCGGUUAGCCGGAACACGUUUCUGGAUACUGCUGGUAAAGCUGCCUCUUCUACAUCUUCGUCUGCCAGCUCAACUGCGAGUUCAACCACAAGUUCAACCGCUACUUCAACUUCAGGUGCAACUUCGACUCUCACUACCACGACUGGAAAUCCAUCUCCUACUCAGUCAAAUCCAAGCAAAGGAGCCGACGUUGACAACAAGUCAUCCGGUCUUUCGCAAGGAGCCAUGAUUGGUAUUGCUGUCGGCACAUCCGUAGCAGGUGUACUCGCCGUAGGGGGAAUGCUCCUGUACUUUCGACACUGGCAAAAGAAGAAGGCGGAAGAUGAAACCAGUCCCAUGAUGGCCCAGAAUGACUACUACAAGCGUGGCACGGCGACGACAUUCCCUCCCACGGAGCCAUCCCCAUCCCUUGGGCUGUCCGGACCCGACGCCAAAGCUUCAUGGGGGUCGAGCCCGUCGCCUGCUUAUCCGUCACCCAAUCUCAACAAGUCUCCCGCACAAUAUGCCGGUCCGUACGCGGCGCCUACCCCUCAAGACAGCCCAGCGAUGCACGGAGCCGCAAGCCCUGCAUUUGAGAUGGAUGCAUCCGCCACGUCUACUCCUGCGCCCGGCGAGGGACCGGUGGAAAUGGAAGGAUCUGCGCCUUCUACACAUCUCCAGGUUCGGCGUUGA